AUGGCUGUAGGAGGCGGCCCGAGCCACACACCUUCCCGGGGCGCCAUGGAGGGCCGUGCAGGGGGCGGGGCGGGGCAGCCACUCGGGGCUCCUCGGCCGGGCUCGGCGCCGCUCGUGCAGGUGCUCCCCGCCGCUCCGCCUGCCCCGCCGCCCCUGCCCCACGUCAUCACGCCCCCCCUCGCCCACGUCAUCGCCCCGGACCAUGACGUCACGAUGCCUGCCCCCGGAGUGACGCUCAGCCCCGAGGCAAGUUCCAUACCAUCUGUCACCGCCAAUCUCCUCCAUGGUGUUCCUCCCUCCACUGCCAUCACCACCACCACCACUAUGGGUGCUACAGACAACUCCAUCACCACCACCACCACCACCACUGCUGCCUCUACCACUACUACUGUUAGCAUUACUACUGCCACCACUACUAACAAGACCACCACCACUACCGACAACCCCACAACCGCUGUUCUACCAGACAUUAAGGUCACUCCCACCUUCAGCAUUGAGCCGGAUUGGAAGGAAGCAGCACGGGAGCCGGUCCUCACAAUCAGGUGCAAGAAAACUACAGCAGAACUGCACAAGAACAGGUUUGGGUCUGGGUCCCGCGGCAAAUGCAUCAGGCUGGGGAAGGAAUGGUUGACGCCGACAGAGUUUGAGGUUCACUGCGGCCGCUCUGCCAGCAAAGACUGGAAAAGGAGCAUCAGGUUUCAGGGUCAAAGUCUCCAGAGCCUGAUUGAUGGCGGCUUCCUUCAGAUGCAUGCCACCUCCUGUUCCUGCAGUGCUUGUCUACACAAUGAAGAAGCUGCCGGAUCAAUUCGCCUCCAUCGUCCCUUCAAGAGGAAAAAGAGAGACCGCUUCUUCCUCGACACGGAGAAGGCUCUCAAGCAAGGAAUUCCUGCCCGCCACUCACCUGCCACACCAACAGUGACUCUGCCAGUAUCUGGACUUGGAGAGUUGGCCAUGGUCCCCAGUCUGGUGUUGGGGGGAGGCACCCACUCUCCUCCCAGAGCACUGUCCACUUCCCCCACGGUAGCAUCCUCCACUGCCCCGCCAGUCAUGUCCUUGGCUGCUCUACCUCUCGACAAGGCAUGGGACCGCAUGAGUGAGGGGAUGGCUAUGGAGUGCGCUACGGUGCGUCCUCCCGCCCGACUGCCAACUUCCCUCAUCUUGCGCGCCACUCUGACGUUGUAUUAUUCUUGCUCUAAUGAUGUGUUGGUGGGUCUGGAGCGAAGCGUGUCCCAGGCUCACAUCCUCCUGCAGGAGUUGAGAGAGCGGACCAGACAAGAAACUCUGAACCUGCGGCAGAAGCUCUUACAGGAAAAAGAGGAAGCUGUCACCCAGGCCAAAAUUGAGGCUCAGUUCUCCAGCAUGGCAAAGUCAUCGGAGGGUUUUCUGGUUCAGGUGAGGGAUGACGAUGGUAACCAGUCCCUGCAGCCCAUCAUGCUGGACUCCCUGAUCUCCAGUGUGCCAAGCCUCAACCCAGCACCCAUCAAUGGAGUCCACAAAAAAUGUGUGAACUGCAAUCGGGAGAGUGACUUUGAGUGCUCAGGCUGCCAGAACAGAGCCUACUGCAGCGCUUUCUGCCAGCGACGGGACUGGCCCAGCCACCAAGGGGAGUGUGGACGAGCCAGCCCCACUCAGGAGGACCCUCUGAACAAUGUGUCUCAGGGUCCGGGCUACAUCUUCAUGCUUUCAGACUAAAAAAAUAUUAUAAUACACAAUCCAUGCCAUUUUGACUUUUGUAAUUUGAUACAGUUCAGUAUGUAUAUAGUUACUGAAGUUCCUUAUAUAAAAAACACCCUACAACUGAACUUUUCAUAUACUCAAUAGUUAGCCUGUUUGUGAUAGUGAGAGGCAAGUUUCAGGAACUGAUAAGGCAGAAGCUGACCACAUCUGAUGGAAAGAACUGGGAUUGUGACCUUGUAAAUUCAGCAAGUUAAAGAGACUCAACUUACUACAUUUGUACAUAUUUUUCCUUUGUCUUCAAGGGGUCAGCUGCUGCCUACAUGUUCCUGCCACUUGCUGAGAAUGGGAAAGAGCCUCAUUAUAGCACAAUGAACAUGAUGUGCCUUGAUAGCGUAAGGCAGGGGUUCUCAACCUUUUUGAUCUUAUGUACCCCUUCAAGUUUUUCAGUUUUGGUCACGUACCCCUAACCCAGAAUGCAGUACCAAGAAGGUUAAAAAGAAAUGCAUGGUUUAUCAAACACACACACACACACACACACACACAUACAGUGGUCGGUGAGUGGUCUCAGUCCUACCCAAAGAUCGGUACUACGAGCUCUGUGCUCUUCCGUAGGGGAACGGCUGGCUGUCUCGAGAGAGACCCGCAGCAGACCAAGAGGUGAAUUACACACACAUACACACGCACACACACACACACACACACUCUCCAGUAUGUGGGCUCACACACUCUCCCUUGUGGGGGCACACACAAUCUCUCUUGUGCGGGCACACUCUCUCGCCCUUGUGCGAGAACACACACUCUCGAUCCCUUGUGCGGGCACACACAUUCCCUUGUGCCGGUACACACACUCUCCCUUUUACAGGCACAAACACUCUCCCUUUAGUUUAUGAAGUAUAAAAUGUAUUAUACAUGUGAAAUAGACAAACCUUUUCAAGCAUUGAACCUAGGAGCUAGUGCUGAUAGGAACUAAUUACUAUCAUAAAGAAAUACUUUGUGAUUAGCUGCUACCAUUAAUAAAAUAUUCGUUUUUAAACCAUUGA
Molecule: messenger RNA, 2717 nt
Organism: Eriocheir sinensis (Chinese mitten crab)
Lineage: Eukaryota; Metazoa; Arthropoda; Malacostraca; Decapoda; Varunidae
Product: deformed epidermal autoregulatory factor 1-like
Exons: 10
Coding region: 1-1692 (563 amino acids)
Biological process (GO): positive regulation of transcription by RNA polymerase II; negative regulation of DNA-templated transcription
Molecular function (GO): DNA-binding transcription activator activity, RNA polymerase II-specific; transcription corepressor activity; RNA polymerase II cis-regulatory region sequence-specific DNA binding
Source: RefSeq, a predicted model, not a curated record